CUGGACUAAUAUCAAUUCAUCAUAAAUAGCAUCAAUGAAUUCAACACGUUAAUGUGUGCAGUUGAAUUAACUCACACGUGAUACUUGGUCAAAUCAGUGAAUUUUGAAUGACAUCAAAGUCUCACAAUCGUUAUCAGUUAUCCAAGCUACAACGACAAAUAAAAUGAAGUGGAUUAGUAAAAUUGCUUAUGGAACGGGUCAAAUGCUUAAAGAUCUUGUUGCAGGAGUUAUCAGUAUAUUCUACAUCAUAUUCUAUGAAGGUUGUAUCAGUUUGAGUAGUUCACAAGUUGGGGCAUUAUUACUGUGUGGUCAGAUUGCCAAUGGAUUAGCCACACCAUUGAUUGGUUAUUUAUCAGAUCGUCCACUCGGUCUAACUGAAAAACCGACAACUGGUCACCAGUCGAUAACGUGUGAAGAUGGAAGUGUAAAGAAGGAUAAGAGGUUUCUCAGUCGAAUGAAACGACAGUUGAGACUUGGACAGAGAAAGUCAUGGCAUUUAGGUGGAUGUUUAUUGAUGCUUGUUGCUUUUCCGUUGAUGUUCGGACAACCGGAAUAUUUUGUUGGUCUUCCAAUUGUGGUGAAGUUAUUAAUCAAUGGCAUGCUUAUAAUUUGUGUUCAGGUAUGUGGAAUUCUUGAAAUCACUCGGAAAAAUAUUAGGUGAUAAUGUUGGUCGAUUGAGUGAAUAUUUUAG
This is a messenger RNA of Schistosoma haematobium, 691 nucleotides long. Its product is annotated as Major facilitator super domain-containing protein 12. The transcript has a single exon. Gene Ontology annotation, cellular component: membrane. Bases 164 to 661 code for a protein of 165 amino acids. Gene Ontology annotation, biological process: carbohydrate transport. NCBI's taxonomy places the organism in Eukaryota, Metazoa, Platyhelminthes, Trematoda, Strigeidida, Schistosomatidae. Gene Ontology annotation, molecular function: symporter activity. The record is from RefSeq and is a predicted model, not a curated record.